AUGAACAAAGCUGAAGGUCGUGAGGAAGUAGCCUUUUUUAAUAAUAUGAAGCUGUGGCGAGCUGGAGCUGAGCACGCAGGAUUAACGGUGGAACGUUUUUUGCGAGAUUCCCAAAGGUGGGACUCUAGAGUGAUGCAAAAUUUACGAAAUCUGCAUUUUACCCAUCUUUCUCCAUACGAUCACGUGACCUUACCUAUUGGGAAAGGAUUUGCGUGGUUUCAUUGGCUGGGUGCAUCGCAUAAGUCUCAGCCCUUUAGGAAUUCUCUUGUUCACCCCGCAAAGACGUUCGUUCCCACUACUCAAAGAUGUCCACAUCGUCAAUCAAAUGAUGCAAGUCAAUCUCUCAGGAAGGAGCUGAUCGCUUUCACGAAUGGUCAACUGUCCCAGGCGAAUAAAGGGAUCACACAAACAAGUGUUGGGUUGCUCAAUGUUGAAAAGAAUAUUGAGAGCGCAAGAGACAACAUUAAGGAAACCGAAAGGAAUUUAAAAUCCAUUGGGACUAAAGUAUUCAAGCUUGAUCCAAGUUUCAUACCUGUUGUCAAUAUUCCAACCAAGGAUAAAUGGAUUGAAGCAAAAUAUGUUGGGUAA
Acaulospora morrowiae is the source of this 588-nucleotide messenger RNA. NCBI's taxonomy places the organism in Eukaryota, Fungi, Glomeromycota, Glomeromycetes, Diversisporales, Acaulosporaceae. The record is from the annotation of a GenBank genome assembly.